AUGCCGUCUCCACCCGCAUCUGGCCCUUCCGGCACACCGGCUGGCAAUGCCUCUACCGUCUCUGUCGCUGGCAGCUUCCCAAACCCGGCAAAUGCUCGGGAGGGCGCCAGCCAGCCAAACUCAUACAACCUCAACCGCUACGUCUAUGAUAGACAAGGUUCCGUCAACGAUCAACUAGCUCAAUUCAUGGUGGUCUACAAAGAAGAAAAGCCACCCGGCAGCAAAUAA
This is a messenger RNA of Fusarium sp. VM40, 228 nucleotides long. The record is from the annotation of a GenBank genome assembly. NCBI's taxonomy places the organism in Eukaryota, Fungi, Ascomycota, Sordariomycetes, Hypocreales, Nectriaceae.